AUGGCACAUAUCCUAACAUUGAAAGCUCUAACAACCAAUGAAUAUGAAGAUAAUCCAAAAUAUAUUAGGGAAAACUUUUACCAUGGCUUGCCUGGGGAGUAUGUCAUGGAAAAUUAUUUGUUUCUUCAGUACCAAGACUCGGUCAUAAUAGCAAUGAAGGGGAAUAUACUACCACUAAAGAAAAUCUUAACCAUCUUCUCUAUCAUUGAUCUAUCGAGGAACAUGUUUUAUGGAAAAAUUCUAGAAGUACUUGAAAUGUUGAAGUUUCUUCGAGUGCUCAAAUUUUCCCAUAAUAGACUAAAUGGACAUAUUCCAUCAUUGUUGGCAAAUUUGUCAGUGCUUGAAUCCUUAGACCUUUCUUCAAAUAUGCUUACUAGAGAAAUUCCUACGCAAUUGACAAGUUUGACAUUUUUGGCUAUGUUAAAUCUUUCACAAAACUUGCUUGCGGGACCUAUACCUCAAGGAAAACAAUUUGAUACAUUUCAAAAUGCCUCAUAUGAUGGGAAUUUGGGAUUUUGUGAAUUUUCAUUGUCAAUGAAACGUAGCACUGAUGAGACACCAUCACCACCACCGCUGCCAUCAAUAUUUGAAGAAGACAAUGAUUCAAUGUUUGCAAGUGGAUUUGGUUGGAAGAGUGUGUUAAUGGGCUACGGAUGUGGAUUGGUCAUUGGAAUGGCUAUGGGAUAUAUUGUGUUUAAAAUAAGAAAACCUCACUGGCUUGUAAGGUUCGUUGAAGCCUUGAAGGAGGUGAAAUGGAAAGAUAAGACAGCCUAA
This is a messenger RNA of Quercus lobata, 774 nucleotides long. RefSeq names its product receptor-like protein 9DC3. Lineage: Eukaryota; Viridiplantae; Streptophyta; Magnoliopsida; Fagales; Fagaceae. Gene Ontology annotation, molecular function: protein binding. Bases 1 to 774 code for a protein of 257 amino acids. The transcript has a single exon. The record is from RefSeq and is a predicted model, not a curated record.